Messenger RNA from Pongo pygmaeus (Bornean orangutan), 2673 nucleotides. RefSeq names its product EGF like domain multiple 8 (gene EGFL8). The transcript is spliced from 9 exons. The coding region runs from base 879 to 1757 and encodes 292 amino acids. Gene Ontology annotation, cellular component: extracellular region; cell surface. Gene Ontology annotation, biological process: anatomical structure development. Lineage: Eukaryota; Metazoa; Chordata; Mammalia; Primates; Hominidae. Gene Ontology annotation, molecular function: signaling receptor binding; calcium ion binding. The record is from RefSeq and is a predicted model, not a curated record.
CCCAUUCUUUGUGGGUUCCUGGUUCUCUGCGGGUUCUUUCCUGCUGAAGACAAUUCUCUUCCUCUCCCAGUCCCCAAGACUGGGGGGUUAAGCUCAGGGCUCCAGUGGUUUGGGCCUCAGCCUCAUGGGUGGAAUGUGCCUGCCACCCCCAGGCUAGACGAGGGGGCAGAGGGUCAGGGUGGGCAUUCGUUGUGCCGCUUUUGAGCUUUGUGGGCCAGAGCUGGGUGUAGGGCUGGACAAUGAGCCUCCUCUUCCUUGAAAGAAGGAAUUUUGGCUGAGACAAUAGGGCCCUGUCUGCUCUGGCAUGGGGGGUGGUGGCUGACUCAAUUCUGUUCCCCCUAAGCCGUAACAAAUGUCAUCAAGAGAGGGGGGCAGUUUUCCCCUUGGUGCCCUGGGCUGCCCCCCUGCCCCUUUGUGACGACUUGCCCUUCUAGCUUUCCUCAGCUGAUCUUGCUUUUUCUUCCAUAACCUGAACGGCUUUGUUCCCUGCAGCUGGUUCUCUCCCUGCCCCCUAACUCUCCCCUAGUCUGUGUUGGGUUCAAGGGGGUACUGGUGGUGUUACAAGAGCUCAUAGCUUCUGAUUUGGGGAGUCCAGAAAUAGGGGCCUCAGAGGGUUGGAAAGAUACUUCUAGGGAGCCCUUUGCUGGGGUGGGGAUGAGGGUAGUGGGACUUGACCCUACUGAGCUGACCCUGCUGGAGCUAAGGAGGAGGCUUGUGGGAGGGGGCAGGAAUGGGAGGACUCUCUGGCCCAGCCCCUCCUCUCCUUCUUAGCCUGCCAGGCCCACCCACCAGUCUGAGCUGCUUCUGCUGAGGCUGGUCUGCCUGAAGCCUCCCAGGAGAAAGAAGCCAGCCUGUAGGGUCCAGCAUCAAAGCGAAUCAUGGGGUCCAGGGCUGAGCUGUGCACUCUUUUAGGCGGAUUCUCCUUCCUCCUGCUACUGAUAUCAGGCGAGGGGGCCAAGGGUGGAUCCCUCAGAGAGAGUCAGGGAGUCUGCUCCAAGCAGACACUGGUGGUCCCGCUCCGCUACAACGAGUCCUACAGCCAACCAGUGUACAAGCCCUACCUGACCUUGUGCGCUGGGAGGCGCAUCUGCAGCACUUACAGGACCAUGUACCGCGUUAUGUGGCGGGAGGUGAGGCGGGAGGUUCAGCAGACCCAUGCAGUGUGCUGCCAGGGCUGGAAGAAGCGGCACCCGGGGGCGCUCACCUGUGAAGCCAUCUGCGCCAAGCCUUGCCUGAACGGAGGCGUCUGUGUUAGGCCUGACCAGUGCGAGUGCGCCCCCGGCUGGGGAGGGAAGCACUGUCAUGUGGACGUGGAUGAAUGUAGGACCAGCAUCACCCUCUGCUCGCACCGUUGUUUUAAUACGGCAGGCAGCUUCACCUGCGGCUGCCCCCACGACCUAGUGCUAGGCCUGGACGGGCGCACCUGCAUGGAGGGGUCCCCAGAGCCCCCAACCAGUGCCAGCAUACUCAGCGUGGCCGUUCGAGACGCGGAAAAAGAUGAGCGCGCUCUGAAGCAGGAGAUUCAGGAGCUGCGAGGGCGCCUGGAGCGGCUGGAGCAGUGGGCCGGUCAGGCUGGGGCCUGGGUCAGAGCGGUGCUGCCCAUGCCGCCUGAAGAGCUGCAGCCAGAACAGGUGGCUGAGCUCUGGGGCCGGGGUGACCGGAUCGAAUCUCUCAGCGACCAGGUGCUGCUGCUGGAGGAGAGGCUAGGUGCCUGCUCCUGUGAGGACAACAGCCUGGGCCUCGGCGUCAAUCAUUGAUAAGAAGCCUCUACAGCACCCCUGCCCCCUAAUUUAUACAGAAACCGGACCCACUAAUCCUCUGGGAUUGGCCGACUGUGAGCUGCAGAUAAAGCUAUCAGCCACCAAAGAGCAAUGAACAAUGGAAACUUCAGAGAGCUGAAGAAAGGGGGAGGCCUGUGUUCUUGGCCCACCCCUGAGUCUUCUGGCUGGGGGCAGGUUGCCUGGGCAAGAACUGCUUCUUCAAUUCCUUAACAAAUGCAACCACCAAGCACCCAGAUCUCUCUCUCUCUUUAUUUUCAGUUUUUUGCUGUUAUCCAGUAAUUAAUAAAAACUAACCACGCAAAACUGGGUCCCACCCUCUCCUUUUGCUCCCAGCCUACCUCCCCAGUUGUGGGAACAGGUCUGGAGUGAGAGGCAGGGAGUGGCUAAUGCCACCAGGAAGAAAUGAAAACUGGCUCAGAGAGGGGGAAGCCUCAACAGAAAAAGAAAUAAAUUAAAAGCCCUCCUAUCCCCUCCAGCCAGGGUUCGUUCCUUUCCCCAACUCCCCAGGGGGCAGAAGUGAGUGCAGCACCUGAUGUCUGCUUCUUCCCCUUGUGUCUGGUGAGAUGGUGCAGCAGGGCUGCAGGGGGCUGGGUGGGGUCAUGUCCACUGAAGAACUGUACCAUGGGGACAGAAAACCAGAAAUGUGGAGACUGAACUGGUAUCCCAGAGAGUGCACGACCCUGGGCAUCUGGGCAAGGGCAGGCAUGAGACCUCUGAAUUAGAAGGGUCCAGCCCCCACUGACGGGAGGCUACACUGGGAGGGAAGGUGAAGAUGCUGAGGAAAGCUCCCAGGGUGAGCCUGGGAGUGCUUCAGGUAUCAACUUCCAGCCAGAGGGCGAGAAGUCCUCCUCACAAAUGGAUGAGUCCAUUGAAUCCAUGGACUUUGGAGUAG